AUGUGGGUAGUGAUUCUGAAAUUUCAAGCAGUGUUCGGUCAAAAUUCGGUCAUUCUCUCCGUCGUGGAGCUUUGUUUGUUGAAGCCUGGAGGGCGUCUAUUGGAUGUAUUUGCUGCUGGUACCGACACUGCGUACACAGUCUUAGAGUGGACAAUGACAGAGCUUCUAAGGCACCCUAAGGCUAUGAAGAAGGUGCAGGAUGAGGUGAGAGGGAUCAGUGGCAAAAAAAAGGACAUAACAGAGGAUGAUUUGGAUAAUAUGCAUUACUUGAAGGCAGUGAUCAAAGAGGCACUUCGCUUCCAUCCUCCUAUUCCAUUGUUAAUUCCCCGAGAAUCGACUCAAAACAUCAAAAUACAGGGCUAUGACAUUGCAGCUAGAACACAAGUUAUCAUCAAUGCAUGGGCAAUUGGAAGAGACCCUGCAUCUUGGGAUGAACCAGAGGAGUUUAUGCCAGAAAGGUUCUUGAUAUCUUCUAUAGAUUUUAGAGGACAUGACUUCCAAUUGAUUCCAUUUGGUGCUGGAAGGAGGGGUUGCCCCGGAAUUUCCUUUGCAAUGACCACUGCCGAGCUUGUUUUGGCAAAUCUGCUGCACAACUUUGAUUGGACAUUGCCUGGUACUGGAGCAAGAGGAGAGGAUUUGGACAUGACUGAAUCUACUGGUCUAACCAUUCAUAAAAAAUUCCCCCUUAUAGUAGUUGCAACUCCUUAUUAUUAG
Corylus avellana is the source of this 714-nucleotide messenger RNA. NCBI's taxonomy places the organism in Eukaryota, Viridiplantae, Streptophyta, Magnoliopsida, Fagales, Betulaceae. The record is from RefSeq and is a predicted model, not a curated record.